AUGAAGAUCCCUUCUUUGCUGCUGAGGUUCCCUCGUUGUUAUCUCUCUAGAAGACUUUAUUUCACACACUUCUGCUUCGCCUCCAGAGCAGAUCCCCUGUGCCUUGGAUCUCUUGUGCCAGCACACCCCCGUCGUACAAAAUGGAUGUGCUCAUCAGAUGGCUUGAGGAGAGAGCUGUGCCAACAGGCAGCUCCUGACCAGCAGACAGAGGAGCUUUCUGACAGAGAACAAAGACUGCUAGACAGACUUUACAGUGGACUAAUCCAGGGCCACAGAGCCUGUUUAGCAGAAGCCAUUACCCUUGUAGAAUCCACUCAGAGUAGGAAGAAGAAAAUAGCCCAGGUGCUCCUUCAGAAGGUAUUAUCCUACCACAGGGAACAAGAAAAGUUAAAUCAAGGAAAACCACUUGCCUUUAGAGUGGGGUUGUCUGGUCCCCCUGGUGCUGGGAAAUCCACUUUCAUAGAAUGUUUUGGGAAAAUGCUUACAGAAAGAAAUUACAAAGUGUCUGUGCUGGCUGUAGACCCUUCCUCUAGCACAAGUGGUGGUUCUCUGUUGGGUGAUAAAACACGGAUGACUGAGUUGUCAAGAGACAUGAAUGCCUACAUCAGACCAUCUCCAACCAGAGGGACACUGGGAGGAGUGACCAGGACCACAAAUGAAGCCAUUCUGCUCUGCGAGGGAGGAGGCUACAAUGUUGUUCUCGUGGAAACAGUAGGUGUGGGCCAGUCGGAAUUUGCUGUGGCUGACAUGGUUGAUAUGUUCAUACUGCUGCUGCCACCUGCGGGUGGGGAUGAACUACAGGGGAUCAAGAGGGGCAUCAUCGAGCUGGCCGACCUGGUGGCCAUCAACAAAGCGGACGGGGACCUGGUGGUGCCGGCGCGGCGCAUCCAGGCCGAGUACCUCAGCGCCAUGAAGCUGCUGCGCCGGCGCUCCAAGCUCUGGAGGCCACGGGUGCUGCGCAUCUCUGCCAGGACAGGAGAAGGAGUCUCAGAGGUGUGGGAUAAAAUGGUGGAGUUCCAGGAGCUCAUGCUGGCCAGCGGAGAGCUGCUGGCCAAACGGCGCAGGCAGCAGAAGGUCUGGAUGUGGAACCUCAUCCAGGAGAACAUGCUGGAACACUUCCGCACUCACUUGGCAGUCAAGGACAAGAUCCCACUGCUGGAGGAAAAAGUCCUCAGUGGUGUCUUGUCUCCUGGGCUGGCAGCCGACCUGCUCCUCAAAGCAUUCAAAGAUGGUCUCUAA
This is a messenger RNA of Merops nubicus (carmine bee-eater), 1239 nucleotides long. RefSeq names its product methylmalonic aciduria (cobalamin deficiency) cblA type (gene MMAA). Gene Ontology annotation, molecular function: GTPase activity; GTP binding. The transcript has 6 exons. The record is from RefSeq and is a predicted model, not a curated record. Gene Ontology annotation, cellular component: cytoplasm. Lineage: Eukaryota; Metazoa; Chordata; Aves; Coraciiformes; Meropidae. The coding region runs from base 1 to 1239 and encodes 412 amino acids.